Messenger RNA from Callithrix jacchus (white-tufted-ear marmoset), 15114 nucleotides. RefSeq lists its product as uncharacterized. The record is from RefSeq and is a predicted model, not a curated record. Lineage: Eukaryota; Metazoa; Chordata; Mammalia; Primates; Cebidae.
CCCAAUUUUGGCUAUAUUCUCGGAGCGAUUUAAGGAAGUCCGCAACCACUCAUCUCACGUGACCUUAAAAAGGGGCGCAAUAGAGCCCAGAAUAAACCACACUCCUUUUAAUUCUACAUCAACUUCACUGCCCAGCAUGACGGAAGUGGGCGGGGAAGAGGCACAGCGCCAGCGGGCAGGAGAGGUCAGCAAAGAAACAUGGGGUGUCGCGCCAUCUCUAGAGGGGCUGGGAGGUGACUGGCACUCCCGCUCAAGGCACUGCAGCCUUUGCAAAUCCAAGGCUGCCACACCCCCCAGUAGCCAGGGGGCAUGGCUUCAUUUUCCUCUUUCUCCAGCGGAAAGGGGGCCCUCUCCACGGAACGCCCCACCUGCUGGAGUCCUCCACACCCCGAAACGCAACACCCGGGAGCAGGCGCGGGUGGGAGGCGACUCUGGGGGUGCAGCAGGACUGGAAGGUCUGCGGCGACCUGCAACCCGCGCAUGCGCAGAUCCGGGCACCCGCCCGUUUACCUACCGUUGGAACCACGAAGCCCCGUUCCCUGGCCGCAGCCGCUUCUCCAGGACCCGCGGCGACUGCAAGAGAGCGAGAACUGAGGCCCCAAGUGGCUCCGCGGCCGGGAAGCCUCUUCCUGGGGCGGCCGUUGACGGGAGGUUAAAGCGACGGCUGUGGCGCGGGGCCAGCCCGGUAAGCGACCCCCGGAUACCCCCGGCGGUGGUGGCGGCGGAGACGCGGAAGAGACGGCGGGAGUGUCGACUGAAGCGGCGGCUGAGGUGCACAACCUCCCUAACGGCCAGCGGGAGGAGAGCGGCUGGCGGAGGCCGGGCCGGAUGUGACGCGGCCAGAAAAACCCAGGGCGCCCAAAUCCAGUCUUUUAAGGGCUUUGGGAUUUUCAAUUUGAAUUCCUUGACGACCUGUAGAUCAAUGCCUGCACAAAAAAUAGCAGCCACCACAAUUCAGUUGCUCCCCACCUGCCUGAGCUGGAAGUCAGUAACCUGGAAAAUGUAAGACAAGAACCCUCAUUGAACUUGGGACGAGAUUUGAAAAAAAUAAAGUCACCCUAUGAAAUGAUCUGUAAAUGGGCUACAGAGGCCAGAGUGGCUCCACAUUUCAUCAGAGAGUCUAAACUAUCUGUAACCUAAGUGUCACAUGCCCAGUGAUGCUGUCAUAACAGAGGGGUGGGAUCUACAAAGAGUCUAAAACCAGCAGAAGCUGAAUAAGAAUGUUCUGUGAGGCUCACACUCUGCCCAGGAACAAGGUAACUGAUUUUAAUGACCAGGACCAAUACUCAGGGCAGUUAAAUCUUAAUGCAUAUUCACUCAUUCAACAGAUACUUAGUGAAUGCUGUAUUCCAGUCUCUUAAGAUACAUCAGUAAAUCCCUGCCUUUGUGGAGUUUAUAUCCUAGCAAACCUAAAUUCUGGAUAUUCUAGAUAUCCUUUAAGAGCAUACAAAGGCCUAUACUCUGAUUUCAAACUCAGCCAGUAGCCUUUCCAUCCUCUAGAAUAAAUCCAUACACCCAGUAAGAAGCAAUUGUCCAAGGCACGUGUCUAGGACAAGUUAUACUAGCUAUACAGUUUUUGUCAAUUCAUACCAUGGUUUAUAAAUCAGACACUGUUCACUGGAUUGAAUUAAGUUGUUUUAUUCAAAUUAAUUUCUCAGAGCCUGAUUAAACUUGAGUGAAGUGAAAUAUAAAUUUCCAAAUCUGCCAAACAGGAUCAACAGAGCCUGAUUUCAGAGCAUCCCAGAGAAGAUGCAGCCUGUGCAUUUAGCCUUGUAUCUCUCUCUCUUUUUUUUUUUUUUUUUUUUUAAACAGAGUCUCCCUCUUGUUGCCCAGGCUGGAGUGCAGUGGUGCAAUCUUGGCUCGCUGCAACCUCCACCUCCUAGGUUCAAGGAUUCUCCUGCCUCAGCCUCCGGUGUAGCUGGGAUUACAGGCAUGUGCCACCAUGCCCGGCCAAUUUUUGUAUCUUUAGUAGAGAUGGGGUUUCUCCAUGUUGGUCAGGUUGGUCUCAAACUCUCAACCUCAGGUGAUCCACCCAACUCAGUCUAAAUAUCUUAAAUGAAAGGUUUACCUGUGAUUCCAUGCUUGGAGAACAGGAGCAAUAUGAUUGCUUCAAAAGCUUUAUCAUAAGUGAGUAAAAGUCAUAAGAGAGUAAAUCCGAAGAGAGUUAAUACCCGCCCUAACCUGCCCCACACAUGCAACACAGGCUCUUGUUGACAUAACUGACUAUAAUAAAUACUUUGCUCAGAGUAUGAAACCUAAGAUACAAGCUCCCAGAGGGAAGGACUCCCUUGCUUCUUUUUUUUUUUUUUUUUUGGGAGACGAUCUCAUUCUGUCACCCAGGAGGCUGGAGUACAAUGGUAUGAUCUCGGCUCACUGCAACCACCGCCUCCCAGGUUCAAAUGAUUCUGCUGCCUCAGCCUCCCAAACAGCUGGGACUACAGGCGUGCACUACCACACAUGGCUAAUUUUUGUAUUUUUAGUGGAGACAGGGUUUCACUAUGUUGGCCAGACUGGUCUCGAACUCCUGACCUCAAAUAAUCCACCACCCACCUCGGCCUCCCAAGGUGUUGGGAUUACAGGCGUGAACCACCAUACCCAGUCUUUUUUCUUUGUGUGUGUGUGUGUGUGUGUGUGUGAGAGAGAGAGAGAGAGAGAGAGAGAGACACACAAGGUCUUGUUCUGUCACCCAGGCUGAGAUGCAGUGUCUGGAUUAUGGCUCAAUGCAGCCUCAACCUCCUGGCCUCCAGCAACAUUCCUACCCUAGCCUCCUGGGUAGCUGGGACUACAAGUACAUGCCACCAUGCCCUGCUAAUUUUUUUUAAUUUUUUUAGAGAUGGGUUUCCCUGUGUUGCCCAGGCCUGUCUUGAACUCCUGGACUCAAGUGAUCCUCCCACCUCGGCCUCCCAAAGUGCUGGGAUUACAGGUGUGAGCCAUCGCCCCCAGCCUCCCUUGCAUUUUUUAAUACCCUACCCCCAAAGUAUGGGAUCUCAAAAAACAAAUGAAUUGAUCAAUGACCAUUUUCCCCUUGAAAAACUCUAGAACAUAUCCCUGGAAGAUACAGUCUCUAGAUCCCACUUAAUAUAAAACCAGUAUGUUCAACACAGGGGGCACAUGGGCUAUAAUUCAAAACAAACAAACACAAACUUUUAUGUUUUACCUUUUGCCAUGCCUUUCAACUUGUGUGGUGGGAGUAGACCUGUCAUGUACCUAAUUUAAAACUCAGCUUCCAUGAGUUUUUAGGGGUUCUGUGGUCUCCUUAGGAAUAGAGUCCUAUGGUCACUGAGUCACAGAGAGUGAAACCUUUUCCUCUUUUUUCAGCUGGGAACAGUUGUCUCACUGCUUGCCUUAAAGAGAGGACCAUAGUCAUCUUUAACCUGCCUAGUCUUUCUCCUCCCAGCCUAACUAACCAGAACCAAAUAUUGGGGGGCAGGGAAAAUAAUGGAGCAGGAAAUUUGUUAACUUUGUAUGAUGGUUUGACACUCCCUGGGCAUGGUAGAGGCUUAAAGCUGACUUUUUUUUUUUUCAUGGAUACCUCAGAGACCACCACUAUCCUGCUUCUCUGGCGGUUUCUCCUCUAUAAUUCUGUUGAUCUAAACAUAAAGCUAUUUUGGUAGUUCUUUCCACGCACCUCCAACUACUUGUCUGUUGAAACCUGAGCAUCUCUGUAAAGGCCCUGUCAUAUAGGAUCUGAGAUGACUCUCACAUUAUCCAUUUGCAUGUGACCCUUUAUUGUGGUACAAGGUUGUGCACUCUGUAUCCUAGGGGUGCCAUUCACAUCAUCCUCACUGUAGUUUUGUAUGUUAUUUAUUUUGAUGAUUUUCCAGCAGGUGGCAGUAAAGUGUUUUGUCCAAACUAAGUUACAACUACUUCCCAGUAGAGGGAAGCAGUGUCUGGACAAAGGAGAGCUUUUUUCUCAUGGUGCUGCUGUGUUAGCCUAGUGGCAGCUCUGUAUGGCUCACACCUGGUCCACAGGAAGUCCUCGCACAUUUCUUGCCCAAAUAAACUUCGGAGUACAGGCAAAUCUCGGUGCAGAUUUAACAUUCCUCUGCUCUGCUGCCGAGACAGCCACCAGCUUGUGGGAGUCAGACACAGGCCCACUGUGCCCCUCGGACUACAAGAGAUACAGGUCAAGUGCUCUGAGCAGUUCCACUGAAGGCCCACUCCCUCAACUUGAGGUAAAAGGCAGCUAGGCACCUGUGGUAAGAAUCACAGCUUACCAGCAACAGUCUCCAAAGAUACUGUCCUCAAUAAUUCUGACUUGGCCUUUUAUAACUAAAUAACUGUGAGUAUUUAAUCUACCUGCUUUAUCUAAAUCCUGUGAAAUUACUAGAGGAAGUCUAUCUCAGAUAUCACUUUAGUUUUUUGGUGGGUAGAGGGAAGAAGUUGGUUUCUUUUGUUCUAUCUUGUUGCUUCAGUUAAAAUUGGUUCUCAGCCAGGUGCGCGGUGGCUCACGCCUAUAAUCCCAGCACUUUGGGAGGCCGAGGCGGGUGGAUCACGAGGUCAAGAGAUCGAGACCAUCCUCGUCAACAAGGUGAAACCCCGUCUCUACUAAAAAUACAGAAAUUAGCUGGUCAUGGUGGGGCACGCCUGUAAUUCCAGCUACUAGGGAGGCUGAGGCAGGAGAAUUGCUUGAACUCAGGAGGCGGAGGUUGCGGUGAGUGGAGAUCACGCCAUUGCACUCCAGCCUGGGUAACAAGAGCAAAACUCCGUCUCAAAAAAAAAAAACUAGUUCUCAACUGCAACACUUCUUGCGGGACCAUGUCUGCAGACAUUUUUGGUUUUUUUUUUUUAUUUUUUUUUUCUGAAUUCAGGAUCUGCUAAAUGCAGACAUUUUUUAUUGUCAGCACUAGAGAGGUGCUAUUGGCUGUUGGGUGAAGGUCAAGGAUGCUGGUAAACAUGCUUUAUGGCACAGGACAGCCCCUACAGCAAAGAACAGCAGUUCUGUUUGUUACAGAGAUGAGAGAAUACCUCACUAAAAGAAUACUUCAAAAUUACAUUACUUUUUCUUUUUUCCUACAAAUUCUUUACCUGUAGAUGGAGAUGUCACAUUUCAAUAUAUCAAUAAAGUCAUAAAUAGCAUUUCAGAUAGCUAUUUGGCCGGGAUGAGAAGUGACUGGUAUAGACCAAGCAUUUUUGUUUCUAAGACUCCCUCCAGAGAUGAGGUCAUGCCAGGAAAAUUACUACUUGAGAUAAGAUUGUUAUUUAUUUGCAAGAUGACUUUUAAGCCUGGAAAACAAGCAUUCUAUCCAGCUCAUCCAAACAGAGGCAUUAUGCCUCUCAGAAAUAAGGUCAUGAGUCACAUCACUAUAGAAGGAAUAUAUCUUUGCUCCAACCUGGACUGCAUUCUAGAUGCCAGGGAGGACCUCAGCAUAUCUGCCUCCCCAAGGUCACCAGUGUCACUGGAAUGAGACGAAGUCAGGAAGUAGCUCUCUCUUUAGUCACUUGACAGAUGGCUAAUAAUGCCAUCACUAUUCACAGAGAAUGCAAAUGGGUUCUUCCCUCCUUUACAUGAGUUUGAUUGAAUUCAGCUUUUCCAGAUGUAGCAGGAUGUUGAGCCCAUCUCUUGUACCAUCAAUAAGGAAACUUUUAAUCACCUGUCCUCCUUACCCUUAUUGAUCUCCCUGAGCAAGGCUGUUAGAGUACUAGGAUAUAGAUUAACUUGUGGUCAGUCAAGGCUGCCUUAUCUUUUUUAAUACAAUGUUAAUAAGAAACUGGAGCCACCCUAGCCAGCAAGAGCCAAAUUCUGUCCCUUAAAAGCCAAAUUCUGUCACUUAAAAUUAAAAUAGAUACAACAAACAUCCCAAGUUCCAGUUCUAGCCCUGUUACUAGACUUGUGACUCUGAUCAAGUUACUUAACUUAGUUGUACCCUAGAGUCCCUGUUAGUCAAGUAGGGAAACCAAGACUUAAAUGAAUUGGUAUGCAUAUAAGUGCUUUAUAAGCCAUAUACUACAAUUUUUUCACUUCCCUCUCCUAUACUGCUUUCAGAGGCCUAGAGAACAAUCUGAAAAUGUCCUGCUUUCAUAUCUAGAAUUUUAUUGCUAGGAAUGAGGCCCGGUGUGAAAACCUGUCUUGACAGAAGUUGCCAAAUCUUUGUCUAUUUGUAAAUGAAAACCAAAGAACCAAUAAGAAUUCCCUAAACUCUCAGUGCUAUUUUUAAGAUCUUCUGAACCUUGUAACUUACAAUAAAUACAAGCACACCUCUUCCCCAGUUCGAAGCAUAUUUACACUGCCCAUUUGUAGAACAAGAUAUAAGUAUAAAUAGGGAUGGAGAGCCAUCAUUACAUGCAGUUUUGUGUACAGAGAAAAACAAGUGCAUAUGGAGAUGAGAUUGUGACUACUCUGAUUCUCACAGAGCAGUAAAAUGCUAUCAAAUUCAGUCAAACUCAGCUAAUUAAUUUUCUCUUUCUUGAGGCAGUCUCUAUUGGGAAGAAAGGAAGGACAAAAAAAACAUCAAAUUUAAAUCCUCUGAUAAAGGAGAAGCAACUCACCAUUAGAGAGAUGUAUUGCUGGCUCUUCCAAGAAAUGGAAUGGAAAUCAGUCUGUGCCACUUUGCCCAGGCCCAUUGUGCCAGUGGGCAAGAAUGUGUAUUUUUCAUAAACAGAAAAAUAUUACUAGCUGCAAAGAGAAGAAACUGUUCCAGGGUGUUCAAAUCCUACGCCAACCUCUAAAAUAAUGGCAAAUACUGUUCUGAUCUUAGCAACCCAGAAUAACCUUUGUGCCAUUUACUUAUUCAACACAUAUUUCUCGGGCAGCUAUUAUGGGUCAGGCACUGUGCUAGGGUACAUGAUCAUGAUCUCUGCCCUAGAAAAGCUUCAUCUUACAUAUCUCUGGAAUAAAAUAUUUUUGUGGAAUAGAACCAAAGUUAACAAUGUGGAUUUCAGCUUCUAUAUUCACUCACAUAGCCACUGGUGCCAGUCACAUCCAGUUUGGAGAGCUGCAACAAUUGACAGUAAGUCUUAUCUUUGCCAAGUCCACAUAUUUGGCCUGAUAACUUAGAAUUCAGUGUAUCUAAAUAAUGUAAGCCAAUACUAUCAUCAGCUAUAAGACUAAUUUGUUUUGGCUUCUUUAUUAAAUUUCUAUAAUCAGCUAGAUAUUUUUUCCACAAUCAGAACUUUUAUUAUUAAAAAUAAAUAAAUAACAAAGAAUAAAUAUCCCUUUCUCUUCUUCCCUCUGCCUGUAUCCAUAUAGGGGAAAGAAAAAAGUUCUCAGAUUAUGACCUUCACAAAAUCAUGAACUUUCUGCUGCCUUUUUAACCAGAAAUCCAGGCAGGAGGGUCUCACCAUUUUUGCAUACCCUACCUGUUCCUUAGAGGAACCAACUUUUUUCCCCUUCGAGAUAGGAUCUUGCUUUGUCUCCCAGGUUGGGGGUGCAGUGACCCAAUCAUAGCUCACUGCAGCCUCGAUAUCCCAGGCUCAAAUAAUCCUCGCACCUCAGCCUCCUCAGUAACUGGGACUACAUGCAUGUGCCACCAUGCCCAGAUAUAUAUAUAUUUUUUUUUUUUUUUUGUAGAGACAUAUUCUCACUACAUUGCCCAGGCUGGCCUCUAACUCCUGAGCUCAAGAGAUCCUCGCAAAGUGCUGGGAUUACAGGCGUGAGCCACCAUUCCCAGCCCUCACGCACCUUUCAUUUAGACCACAUUUUCUGUGGCAAACUGACAAUGCCAACGUUUGCAGAUUGCAAUCUAACUACAGCUGUAUUUUUUGCCAAGCAUUUACACCUAACUGCUCUUUUCCACUUAAGUAUAUAACAAUUUGCAGAAACAUUUAAUGUUUUCUGAAACCCCAAGCUCAUCAGCAGAGAGGCUCCAAAACAUGAAGGUGUACAUCCCUAUUUUAGGCCUUCAUGGAAAGAAACCAACUUUUGUACACAGAGAGUAAUGUGAUAGUUAUUAUGCACGUGGCUUAUCCCUGUUACAGUGUAGCACUCUAUCCUACAUAAGUGUCUUACUAAAAAAGAGUACAGUAAAAGCACUCAUUGAAAAAAGAAGCUGGGUGUGGUGGCUCACGCUUAUAAUCCCAGCACUUUGGGAGGCCAAGGCAGGUGGAUCACGAGGUCAAGAGAUCGAGACCAUCCUGGUCAACAAGGUGAAACCCCGUCUCUACUAAAAAUACAAAAAUUAGCUGGGCAUGGUGGUGCGCACCUGUAGUCCCAGCUACUCAGGAGGCUGAGGCAAGAGAAUUGCUUGAACCCAGAAGGCAAAGGUUGUGGUGAGCCGAGAUUGUACCAUUGCACUCCAGUCUGGGUAACAACAGCGAAACUCCAUCUCAAAAAAAAAAAAGAAAAAGAAAAAGAAAAAAGAAAUAGCCCAUAGUUUAAAUCUAUUGCUUUUUAAUAAAGUUUUGCUAUUUGUUUCUUCUUGUUUGCUUUAUAUGUAUUGUUUCUCUACUUGGAAACACUGAUACUUCUUACUCAUAAAUCAAAAAAUACGUACUGAGCAUCUAACAAUAGGUGCCAGGUUCUGUGCUAAGUGCUAGAGACAGCAGUGAGUAUGCUAGACAUGAUUCCUAUCCUAUGGUAAAGACAGUGUAGGGCCGGCUUUAGCUCAGCAGUUACUUCGACAAUGCUUUCUACGGUGGAAAACAACCACUCUGCGUGGUUCAAGACCCACGGGCGCUCUCCGGCCUUUAAAAAAAAAAAAAGACAGUGUAAUUAUGCCAUGCCAUGGCAUACUCCCACUUAUUGCUUAAUAAGCCUAAAUUCAGCUUAGAUGCCCAGACAGUGUCACUUUAAGAAGCCUUCUGUGACCUCACCUAGGUUGAAUAAGGCAUCCCUAUUCUGUGGGUCUCUGGCAUAUUGCCCAGAUAUCAAAUUGGUGACCUCCUCAAGCUAGGAACUUUGAAGGGCUGCAUCCUCAGCAGGAAAAAAAGAAGAAAAGAAAAGAAAAGAAAAAAAAAAAAAAAACAGACAAAAAACCUGACUUACAGAGUGAAAGGUAAAGAUAUCUGUCUCCACCUUAACUGUGGAUGGAGUUGUAAAAAAGGAAGAAAACUGAGAAUUCCUAAACAAGUUUGCAAGCACACUAUAAAGGGCUAGAAUUUCACACUACCUGUGUGACCUAGAAAACCCCAAGCUGAAAAUUAUUAAAGUGUUAGCUUUAGUGCCCCCAGGCACCUAGUAUAAGCAAAAGUAAAUAAUCUCUGAAAAUCGUACAGAUACAGUUACAAGGAAUAUGACCUAAAAUAAAAUUUAAUGAUUAAAUAUUACUAAAAACAUGAUGAAAUAACUUCAAAAUAAAACCUGCAAUGGCAUGCAUAAGGAUUCAACAAAUAUCUACUUAGAGUUCAAGAAGGAGAUAACAGAAUGGAGGAAAGGCAAUAUUCAAAGAAAUAGUGGCUGAACAUUUUCCAGAAUUGAUGGUAAAUAUCCUAAAUUCUAGAAGACCAAAAGUUGCCAUGGUGAAAAGUAUAAAAUGCACACAUAAAGAUUAGUACUCAGAGAGAAAGAAAGGGGAUCUUAAAAUUAGGCAGCAAGAAAAGACAUUAGACCAGUGUGGUAGCUCAUGCCUGUAAUCCCAGCACUCUGGGAGGCCAAGGUGAGCAGAUUGCCUGAGGUCAGGAGUUUGAGACCAGCCUGGUCAACAUGGCAAAACCCCAUCUCUACUAAAAAUGCAAAAAUUAGCAUGUGGUGGCACACACCUAUAAUCCCAGCUACUCUGGAGGCUGAGGCAGGAGAAUCACUUGAACCUGGGAGGUGAACAUUGCAAUGAGCCAAAAUCACGCCACUGCACUCCAGCCUGGGUGACAGAGUGAGACUCUCAAAAAAAGAAAGAAAGAAAACACAGUAAUCUUCAAAUAAAAGAUAAUUUGGCUGUCAACCAACCUUUCAAUAAUAAAAUGAAAGCUAGAAGAUACUGCAAUGUAUCAAAAUGUUAAGAGAAAAUUACCAUCUUCCAGAGGAAGAUCCAAAAUGCAAGAAGUAAUGGUGAAUAAAGAAAACUGUUUGCAUGUUUGCUAUAAAUCUCAACACUAUCCAAAAUAAUAGCAACAAUGUCUAAAUUCUGUUGUUCAAUAAUUUUACAUAUACUGUUGUGAGAGAGUAACUUAAAGUAUUAGAAGGCUUUGUAUUGUUUAAGAGGAGGCUAAAUAAGUUUAUAAUUUGUUGAGUUAAAUAUACAUUUUAAAAUUUCUACAUAAUCAGUAAAAGAAAUUAAAUAGUAUAUAUAACUUCCAGUUUAUUGGGGAAUAAAAUAAAAUGGGAAGAUCUUAAUUUUGAAAAUGGAUAAGAAAUUUUUAAAGAAGGACAAAUAGUAAAACAUUAGAUAGCAGAAAUAAAUUCAAAUGUGAGUAAUUACAAUAAAUAAUUACUUAUUAAUUCCUAAUUAAAAGUCACAGAGCUGGGCAUGGUGGCUCACACCUAUAAUCCCAACACUUUGGGAGGCCAAGGCAAAAGGAUCACUAAAGGCCAGGAGUUUAAGACCAGCCUGGGCAACAUAGCAAGAUCCUAUCUCUAAAAAAAAAAAAAAAUGAUGGGGAAUGAGGUUGCUGAGAUGGGAGAAUCACUUCAGCCCGGGAAUUCAAGGCUGCAGUAAACCAUGAUCACAACACCACACUGCAGCCUGGGCAGCAGAGUGAGACCCUGUCUCUCUCUUUUUUUUUUUUUUCUUUUGGGCCACUGCAGGCAUAUUCCAGCAAGCAGAGACCCUGUCUCAAAAAAAAAAAAAGGCAUAGUGGUUUACACCUAUAAUACCAGCUAGUCAGGAGGCUGAGGCAGGAGGAUCAUUUGAGGCCAGAAGUUCAAGGUUAGGGUGGGCUAUUAUUGCACCACUGCACUCCAGCCUGUGCAACAAGGCAACACCCUGAAAGUUCAUAGCUGCAUUUUUUACAUUGGCAGAACCCCAUCUCUACAAGAAAUACAAAAAUUAGCUGAGCACGGUGGCAUGCACCUGUAAUCCCAGCUACUCAGGAGGCUGAGAUAGGAGGAUGGUUUGAGCCUGGGAGGUGGAAGCUGCAGUGAGCCAAGACCUCACAAUUGCACUUCAGCCUGGGCAACGGAGCCAGACCCCAUCUCAAAAAAAAGAAGGAAAGAAAAACAAAAGAAUGAAUAAACUUAGACCUUCAGGUAACUGCAUGGUUGAAUCAUACCAAUAAAGAAGGUAAAUAAAAUACAAAAGAAACCUACAGAAUGGCUCUUUUAUAAAGUUCAAAAUCAGACAAAACUAGUCAGAGGUACAUACAUAGGUGGUAAAACUAUGUGAUGUGGAACAACAGAAUCUCUUUCAUUGCUAGUAGUAGUAUAAAUUCAAAACAAGUCAGAGGUACAUACAUAGGUGGUAAAAUUAUAGAGUAUGAUAUACUUUGGCUGUGUCCCCACCCAAAUCUCAUCUUGAAUUCUCACAUGUUGUGGUUGGGACCCAGUGGGAGGUAACUGAAUCACAUGGACAGGUCUUUUCCAUGCUGUUCUCGUGAUAGUCAGUAAGUCUCACAAGAUCUGGUGCCUUUAUAGGUUUUCCUACACAAGCUCUCUUUUUGCCUGCUGCCAUCCACAUAGAAUGGCAGAAACAGAAAACCAAAAAAAAAAAGGAAGGACUUGCUCCUCCUUCCUUUUACCAUGAUUGUGAGACCUCCCCAGCCAUGUAGAACUGUAAGUCCAAUAAACCUGUUCCUUUUGUAAAUUGCCCAGUUUCGGGUAUGUCAGCGUGAAAAUGGACUAAUGCAGAGUAGUAAGCUGCCAAGCAACUGAUUACUGUAAAAGUCAGGAUGGUGAUUUAUCUCUGAGAGAGGCAGUAUGUGACAGACAAGAGCCAUAAGGUGAGCUUUGAGGAAGAGGUGUUGUCCAUUUUCUCUCUCUCUAAUUGGGUAGUGGCUACACAGGUGCUUACUUUAGAAUUUUUCUUUUUGUAUAUUUCUGUUUCCUGCCUUUCUUAUAUAUGUUUUCAUUUUGGAAUUUUAAAAGUUGGAAACAGGCCAGGCGCAGUGGCUCACGCCUAUAAUCCCAGCACUUUGGGAGGCCGAGGCAGGUGGAUCACAAAGUCAAGAGAUCGAGACCAUCCUUGUCAACAUGGUGAAACCCCGUUUCUAUUAAAAAUACAAAAAUUAGCUGGGCAUGGUGGCGCGUGCCUGUAGUCCCAGCUACUUGGGAGGCUGAGGCAGGAGAAUUGUUUGAAUCCAGGAAGCAGAGGUUGUGGUGAGCCGAGAUCGCGCCAUUGCACUCCAGCCUGGGUAACAAGAGCGAAACUCCGUCUCAAAAAAAUAAAUAAAUAAAUAAAAAUAAAAGUUGGAAACAACAGGAAGCGUAAGUGGUAGUCUCUGAAUUGCCCUAGUUUGCUCCUGAAACUCAAUUUGGAGCUAUUGAUAAAUGCUGAGUUAAUGUCCAGAAAAUACAUUUAAUUCAAUUGUUUAAUACUAUUAUGGGACAUUAUUACUAUAUCAGAAUAAGGAUAUUGCUUCUUUCCACUUGCUCAGAAAGCAACUCAGACUUGGCAGAUAUGGAGUGAGCUAUUUGUAGAAAAGAAACAAAAAGGACAAUCAUUUUUAGUUGGGGCCAGAACAAGCAUGUGGCAAAGUUGUACAUAAAGAUGGCUAUUGUAGGCAGGAUAAUGAUGUCUCAAAGAUGUCCACAUUCUAUUCCCUAGAACCUGUGAAUAUAUUAGGGCACAUAACAAAUGGAAAGAAAGGUUCUAGGCAGAAUUAAAGUUGCUCAACUGACCCAGAGAUGGAGAGAUCAUCCUGGAUUAUCUGGGUGGGCCCAAUGUAAUCACAUGGGCCUCUGUAAAUAGAAGAGGAAGGCAGAAGACACUGGAGAGACUGGAUAUGAGAAUAACUCAAUCUGCCAUUGCUGGCUUUGAAAAUGAAUGAAGGCCAUGAUCAGGGAAUGUGGACAACCUCUAGAAGGUAGGAAAGACAAGCAAACAGAUAGGUAGGAAAGGCAAGCAGAUUCUUUCCUUUAGACCCCUAGAUAUUCCUCUAGGAGCCUGAUUUUAGCCAAGUUAGACCCAUGUCAGACUUCUGACCUACAGAACUAUAAGAUAAUAAAUUUGUAUUAUGGUUUUCAAAAAUUUUUAAAUAAACUUUUUUAUUUUAGAAUAACUUUAGGCUUACAGGAAAGUUGCAAAAGAUAGUACAGAGAGUUCCAAGCUUCCCCUAAUGCUAGUACCUAAUGCCUUUAAACACACACACACACACACACACACACACCCGAGAAAAGCAAAGAAACAAAAAACAAAACUCUAGAGCAGUUUUAGGUUCACAGCAAAAUUGAGCAGAAAGUACAAUUUCCCUUAUACCCAUCGCCUCCCACAUACAAUUCUGGGUUGUUUGAGCUACUAAGUUUGUGGUUAAUUUGUUACAGCAAUUAAAAAAAAAAGAAACACUAAACAAUGCCAAAUGGCAUUUUGGAGUAGAGGGAGAGAUAGGUAGAUAAUUUAGAGAUGCACAUAUACAUGGUAAAACACUAAAGAAAAAUAACAAACAUUAAUCCAAAAUUCAAUAUAACUGUUACUUAUAGUGGAGGGUACAGAACACACAGGUGUGACCCCCGCACCCCCAGAAACACAGUCCAGUAGCCUAUAAGAAGCCUCUAUAUGAACUAGAAAAAAGAAUUGUUUUCUAACCAGAUAAUUAGAAAAAUGACAUAUCCAUUGGGUAGGAACCAGCCUUAUGGACCCUCGGUCUAGCAGCAGAUAGUGUCUUUGUACCCAAGGAAAAAGCUCCAUUCUUUAGGAGGCAAAUUCCUCUCCCCUUGGCAAGGUAUCUUUGUGCAGUGGCCAAAUUUUACCUGCAUGCUAGCAGACCCCCUAGGACCUUCAGAGCUUUUAUAAUAUCCUAGUUCUCAAGCCAAGUACAAGGUACAUGGGGUUUGUUUUUCAUAAUUAUUUUUCAAAUUAUAUAUAUGCAUUACAUCCUCUCUCAUAUAUCACAAUUUUUUAAAAAGUAUCUAGUGAUAUGAUGAAAUGUAUCACUGUACCCCAUGCAGACCUUUGCCACUACCUCAGUGCCAGUCGCCUUCUGACUACAAUCUAAAAAUCCGAGAGAAUUCUGAAGGAUAUUAGAGUGAUACUUUUUUUUUUUUUUUACGCAGAGUCUCACUCCUUCACCCAGGCUAGAAAUACGGUGGCAAGAUCUUGGCUCACUGCAACCUCCACCUCCCAGGUUCAAGCGAUUCACAUGCCUCAGCCACCCAACUAGCUGGAAUUACAGGCAUACGCCACCAUGCCUGACUAAUUUUUAGUAGAGACAGAGUUUCACUAUGUUGGCCAGGCUGAUCUCAAACUCCUGGCUUUAAGUGAUCCACCCACUUCGGCCUCCCAAAGUGUUGAGAUUUCAGGUGUGAGCCACCGCACCCAGCUUUAAUGAUACAUUUUUCUUUUUCUUUGGAGACAGAGUCUUGCUCUUUCGCCAGGAUGGAGUGCAGUGGCGCAAUCUCAGCUCACUGCAACCUCCACCUCCUGGGUUCAAGCGAUUCUUCCACCUCAGCCUCCCAAGUAGCUGGGACCACAGGCGUGUGCCACCAUGCCCAGCUAAUUUUUGUAUUUUUAGUAGAGACAGGGUUUCCUCAUUUUGGCCAGGAUGGUCUCGAUCUCUUGACCUCGUGAUCCUCCCACCUCGGCCUCCCAAAGUGCUGGGAUUACAGGCAUGAGCCACUGCGCUCAGCCAAGAGUGAUACAUUUCUUAACUCCAUGAAACCUCUUUUCAUUUGGAGUAAGUUACCCAGGAAAACAGGAUUUUCCUUCUGUCAGCCUCCAUUCCUAUCUUCACUAAGAAGUUUUGUCUAUUUUCUCACUCAGAUACUGUCCACAGUGCGGGGAGCUAAAUGUGCAAACUACAGAGAAGUUUGUGGGUACUUAUAACCCGAAAAAGCUGCCUAAAACCUAAAGAAAAAUUUCAUUAUUAGGGAUCCAGAAUAUCUGAUAAAAAUCUGACAUGCUUGGCCAGGCACAGUGGCUCAUGUCUGUAAUCUCAGCACUUUGGGAGGCUCAGGUUGGAGGAUUGCCUGAGACUAGGAGUUCACGGUCAACCUGGGCAUCAAAGUGAGCCCUUUUCUCUACAAAAAUAAAAAUUUUGUUUUUCACGCCUGUAAUCCCAGCACUUUGGGAGGCCAAGGUGGGUGGAUCACGAGGUCAACAGAUCGAGACCAUCCUGGUCAACAUGGUGAAACCCCAUCUCUACUAAAAAUAC